Molecule: messenger RNA, 2618 nt
Organism: Hipposideros armiger (great roundleaf bat)
Lineage: Eukaryota; Metazoa; Chordata; Mammalia; Chiroptera; Hipposideridae
Gene: COG8
Product: component of oligomeric golgi complex 8
Exons: 3
Coding region: 81-1643 (520 amino acids)
Biological process (GO): intra-Golgi vesicle-mediated transport
Cellular component (GO): COG complex
Source: RefSeq, a predicted model, not a curated record
UACACCAAUUGCUUCCGGUCUUAGAUUCGGAGCCCCGGCUAUCUCUAGGCCGGAGGGGAGGUGACGUUGCUGCUAGGAAGAUGGCAGCGGUGGUGACAGUUCCAUCCUCAGCUUCGGCCUCCGCCACGGCCACCGCAGCAGCUCUUGGGGAGGUGGAGGAUGAAGGGCUCCUGGCAUCGCUGUUCCGGGACCGCUUCCCGGAGGCCGAGUGGCGGGAGCGGCCCGAUGUGGGCCGCUACCUCCGAGAGUUGAGCGGCUCCGGGCUGGAGCGGCUGCGGCGCGAGCCCGAGCGCCUGGCGGAGGAGCGGGCCCAGCUGCUGCAGCAGACGCGCGACUUGGCCUUCGCCAACUACAAGACCUUCAUCCGCGGCGCCGAGUGCACCGAGCGCAUCCACCGCCUGUUUGGCGACGUGGAGGCAUCGCUCGGCCGCUUGCUCGACCGCUUGCCCAGCUUCCAGCAGAGUUGCAGAAACUUCGUGAAAGAGGCUGAGGAGAUCAGCUCCAACCGCCGGAUGAACACCCUGACUCUAAACCGGCACACAGAAAUCCUGGAAAUCCUAGAGAUCCCUCAGCUGAUGGACACCUGUGUCCGGAACAGCUAUUAUGAAGAGGCCCUGGAGCUUGCAGCCUACGUGCGCCGACUGGAAAGGAAAUAUUCCUCCAUCCCUGUCAUCCAGGGCAUUGUGAAUGAAGUGCGCCAGUCCAUGCAGCUGAUGCUGAGCCAGCUGAUCCAGCAACUGAGGACCAACAUCCAGCUCCCCGCCUGCCUCCGUGUCAUUGGCUUCCUGCGGCGCAUGGACGUCUUCACCGAGGCCGAGUUGAGGGUGAAGUUUCUUCAGGCCCGAGAUGCUUGGCUCCGUUCCAUCCUGACUGCCAUCCCGAAUGAUGACCCCUAUUUUCACAUCACAAAAACCAUCGAGGCCUGCCGUGUCCAUCUGUUUGAUAUCAUCACCCAGUACCGUGCCAUCUUCUCAGAUGAGGACCCAUUACUGUCCCCUGCCGUGGGUGAGCACACCAUUAAUGAGAGUGCCAUCUUCCAUGGCUGGGUGCUGCAGAAAGUCUCACAAUUCCUGCAGGUGCUGGAAACCGACCUUUACCGGGGGAUAGGUGGCCGCCUGGACUCUCUGCUGGGCCAGUGCAUGUACUUUGGGCUAUCUUUCAGCCGAGUGGGAGCUGAUUUUCGGGGCCAGUUGGCUCCUGUUUUCCAGCGGGUGGCCGUCAGCACCUUCCAGAAAGCCAUUCAGGAGGCAGUGGAGAAGUUCCAAGAUGAAAUGAACUCCUACACCCUCAUCUCGGCUCCAGCCAUCCUGGGUAGCAGUAACCUGCCUGCUGCUGUGCCAGUCACUCAGCCAGGGACCCUGCAGCCGCCCAUGGUGCUUUUAGACUUCCCACCCCUUGCCUGCUUCCUCAACAAUAUUCUGGUCGCCUUCAAUGAUCUGCGCCUCUGCUGCCCCAUAGCCCUGGCGCAGGAUGUGACUGGGGCCCUGGAGGAUGCCCUUGCCAAGGUGGGCACAGACUGUUGGCUCUCUACUGGGACCUUUGGUUACAGGAGGCCAGAUUUUGGUCAUAAACCAGUCAACAUGAGACUGGUGCCUGCUGACUUAGAGAGGUUUAAUGUGGUUUUCGAGGUUAUUAAUAGCUGAGCAGCUCUGGUUAGUCCCCCUGCAUGGGACCUAAAACAAUCCAUGAAGUGGCUCUUCUAUAGUAAUGAUACAGUAAUGUAUUAGUUUUCUACUGCUGCAUAACAAACUCCCACAAGCAUAGCAGCUUAAAACUACAGACCUUUAUCAUCUUCCAGUGUCUGUGCAUCAGGAGUUCAGGUACAGCAUAACUGGGUCCUCAGCUCAGGACCUCACAAGGUUGCAGCCAAGGUGUUGGCCAGGCUGUGGUCUCAUCUGGGGCCUGGGGUCUCCUUUCAAGCUCUCUCACAUUGGCAGAUUUCUGUUCCUAGCAGUUGUAGGACUGAGGCCCUCAGCUAGAGGCUGCCCCACUCUGUAGGCAGUUCAUACUGUGGCUUUUUGAUUCUUUAAGGCCAACGGAAAAGCACCUCUCCUGCAUGAAUCUCUUAGGAAAUUCCUCGACCCUCUUUUAGAAAGGCUCAUCUUAUUAAGUCAGGAGUGGAUACCAGGGGACGGGAAUCACAAGAGCCAUCUUAGAAUUCUGCCUAACACAAGUAAUACUACUGCUAAUAUCCUAGUAUGGUGCACCUUUUUUACACAUUUAAACCUUUAGAUAUUGGGAUGAUUCUUACAGUUGAUGACAUCUUAUAAUCACUGUCAGCCAGGUGGCAGCUGUGAUGUGACUGUAUAAAAUCUUUCUGUUGAUACCCUCCUGUAAGAGCAAGAAAACAUGAGCAUUGAAGAUUUUUAGAGUCAAUGAAAUUCAAGUAAUAGUAAUCAGCUAAUAUUUAUAUGGAACUUACCCCAUGCCAGGUAGAGUUCAUCAUACUAUACACAUACUAAUAAUCCUCACAACCCUAUGAGGUAAGUCCUGUUGCUGACCCUGUUAAAACCAAAAAAAGAGAACUGCUUAGCUAACAAAACUAUACUUACUGUUAUUUUAGAAAUAAUUGUGCUAGGAACAUACAAAGAAAAAUGAUCUGUUGUGCUGCUUUGAAA